Mucor velutinosus is the source of this 1023-nucleotide messenger RNA. RefSeq lists its product as uncharacterized. Gene Ontology annotation, molecular function: hydrolase activity, hydrolyzing O-glycosyl compounds. NCBI's taxonomy places the organism in Eukaryota, Fungi, Mucoromycota, Mucoromycetes, Mucorales, Mucoraceae. The transcript is spliced from 4 exons. Gene Ontology annotation, biological process: carbohydrate metabolic process. Bases 1 to 1023 code for a protein of 340 amino acids. The record is from RefSeq and is a predicted model, not a curated record.
AUGAUCAUUUGGCCAAUUUUGUUAGUGGUGGUAGUUUUCUGUCACAUAAGUCAAGGUCAAGAACCUCAAAACAACAACAACGAUCCAACAUCGAAACAAAAAACAAUCAAUCUCAGUGAAGGUGUGGUGUGUGAUUGCGGAUUCGAGGAUGAGAAUCACAAUGUGUGGACAGAUGUUUGGUAUGCAGAUUACGGGUUGCACAAAUCCAGCUUGCAGUAUGAUCCGCAGUAUCUUGUUAUGGGCUACACGGUUGGAGCAAAGCAUAAUAAUACCCUUUCCCGAGUAUUUUCUCCCAGUAAUGUCAAAUUGUCUCAGGAAAACGGUAUCACACUGUCUGUCAGGCAAAAUGGAGACGGCAAAUAUACAUCUGCGGCUGUUGGAACCAAAAGAAAGGACUUCCUGUACGGUACCUACCGUGCUCGUAUGAAGUCCAGCAAUGUACCUGGCACCGUAGCUUCCUUCUUCUUUUACCGUAAUGAUACAAGCGAAAUUGAUAUUGAAUUGCUCAGUAGAUUCCAUGAUCCAUACAAGACUUACUUUGCUAUCCAGCCUCAAAUCUAUGACAAUGGUACCGCAUCCCCAUUAACAAACGAGAAGCAUGAUUUACAAUUCAACCCGACUGAGGAUUACCACGAAUACAGAUUUGACUGGUUACCCGGUUCAGUGAAGUUCUACAUUGAUGGUACAUUUACACGUGAAAUGACCACCAACGUCCCUGACUCUCCUGGAAGAAUCCUUUUGAAUCACUGGACUGAUGGAGACCCUACUUUCAGUGGCGGUCCUCCUACGGAAGAUGCUGAUUUGAAUGUUUCUCAUCUUAAUCUAUUUUUUAAUUCCUCCGAGAGCAAGUCCCCGCUAUUAUGCAGUAAAUCAAAGACGCCAUGCCAAAUUUCUGAUAUUAUGAAUGGACAUCUCUUACCUGGCACAGGAGUGAAUCAACCGUCGAAUGCCUUGGCUAUAACGCCUAGAUCAUCUUUUGGAUGUUUAAUAUUGACCAUAUUAUUGGAUUUCAUCCUUUUCUAA